Molecule: messenger RNA, 3840 nt
Organism: Gallus gallus (chicken)
Lineage: Eukaryota; Metazoa; Chordata; Aves; Galliformes; Phasianidae
Gene: INSIG2
Product: insulin induced gene 2
Exons: 6
Coding region: 204-881 (225 amino acids)
Biological process (GO): cholesterol biosynthetic process; SREBP-SCAP complex retention in endoplasmic reticulum; SREBP signaling pathway
Cellular component (GO): endoplasmic reticulum; SREBP-SCAP-Insig complex
Source: RefSeq, a predicted model, not a curated record
GGGGACUGGCGCGGGAGGAGAAGAUGGCGGAGGCCGAGUGAGUCCCGGGGCUGCCGCGGCGGCGCCCGCGCAGUGGGGGGCGGCCGGGUGGAGACCGAGGGCGGCUCAGAGCUGAGGGUUUGGGUAGCUCCUAAUUGAAAUCCCAACUACAAGUAAAUCCUCCUCAGUGAGCCUGUCGGAUGCCUGUGAGAGCAUAAGAAGUCAUGGCGGAAAAUGAUGCAAAGCCAACAUUACCAAAAAAGAGUGGUCCAUACAUUUCAUCUGUAACCAGUCGUGGCAUGAAUUUGGUAAUUCGUGGUAUAGUGCUGUUUUUUAUUGGCGUAUUUCUUGCAUUAGUGUUAAACUUGCUUCAGAUCCAGAGAAACGUUACUCUCUUCCCCCCUGAUGUGAUCACAAGCAUCUUCUCCUCAGCUUGGUGGGUCCCACCUUGCUGUGGCACAGCAUCAGCUGUGAUUGGGUUAUUGUACCCAUGCAUGGACAGACAUCUGGGAGAGCCACAUAAAUUUAAGAGAGAAUGGUCCAGUGUAAUGCGGUGUGUAGCGGUCUUUGUGGGAAUAAAUCAUGCCAGCGCUAAAGUGGAUUUUGCCAACAAUAUCCAGUUGUCUCUCACGUUAGCAGCCCUGUCAAUUGGGCUGUGGUGGACAUUUGAUAGAUCACGAAGUGGCUUUGGUCUUGGAGUAGGAAUUGCUUUCCUGGCCACGUUGGUGUCACAGCUUCUGGUCUACAAUGGAGUUUAUCAGUACACAUCUCCAGAUUUCCUCUAUGUUCGUUCCUGGUUGCCAUGUAUAUUUUUUGCUGGUGGAAUAACAAUGGGCAAUAUUGGCAGGCAGCUGGCGAUGUAUGAAUGCAAAGUCAUUGCAGAGAAGUCUCACGAGGACUGAGGAGAAACAAUAUGCACCUUUAAAGCAGGAAAAUAUCUAAUAAAUGACUGUUGGAGGAGCAUAAGGAACACUUGACUAUGAAAUUGCCAAAAUGCAAUUUUUUUUCUCUUCAGUGGUAUAUUUUACUGCAAUCUGUGAUUGCUGCUUCUAUAGAAACCUUAAUGUCUGAUUUUUUGAUUACUGUGAAGUUCCAAUAGUAUGCAAUACAUUUGAUAAUGUUGGUUCAAUUAUAGGAUUCUUUUUUCCAAAUCUAAGCUGAGUUUACCAUAACUUCUUGUCUGUCCACAAUGUUGCAGUGCCAAACUGAACCUUUGCACUAUGUUUCUGUAGCUGCAACUUCUGCUUCACUUUAUCUUGAAAGUUUUGAGGAAUUUCUUCUUAACAGCUCAGUGAAAAAUAUGGGAUUCAGACUUAGGAAUGAAGAUCUUCUCUUUAUAUGAUGAUAGCUAGUAAUGCAUUUAAGAAAUUCAUGGAUUGCAAGUGGGCCUUGAUGCAAUAAGUAACUGAUUUCUGCCUAUUAACGCACUAUCAUUCAUAUCACAGAUGAGGAGGCUUAGUAUGAAUUGUGUGGGUUAUUGCUGUAUCAUUUCAUUUGUUUGUGAUCUGUGUCCAGUAUCACAUCCCGAACACGGAAGUGGAAACUGAGGCUGGAAAUUCUUGCUCUUUUUCCUCUGGAACAAAAGAUAUACAUGCUCGGAUACGGAUUUGUGUUGGACCAUCAUCAGAUGUGGACAAACUCUCUGAAAUUACUGUUUGUAUUGAGUAACAGGAUGCAGUUCAGUUCAUUUUUACUCUAAAGGGUGGUGAGGUGCAGAAACAGGCUGCCCAGAGAAGCUGUGCAUGCCCCAUCCCUGAAGGAGUUCAAGGCUGAGUUGGAUGGGGCCUAGGCAGCCUAAGCUGGUGGGUGGCAACCAGCCCACAGCAAGGGGUUGGGCCAUGUUUAUGGGUUUUUUAUUAUGAAACUUUAUUCUGCUGAACUAAAUCAGCCACUACCAUAUAGUGUCAGAAAGACCUCCAUUACCAAUGCUAUUCAUUAUAGUUCUUGUCUCCCCUGCAAACGGAACAGGGAAAAGACAAAGGCUGUAUUUUAGGUACUGAAGUAGCCCUUUUCGCUGUAACUGUGGUCCAGGCACUCAAAUACAUUUGUUCUCAUAGCAACUUUCUGAAGUAGAGAGGUACUGUUGCCCUUAUUUUACAGGUGCCUAUGCACAGAAAGUCUGACAGGACAAAGCUGAAACAGACCAUAUCCUAAAUCUGUUCUCUUCUUGAGAAGGACUUUAGUGUGACCCAUGGUCAUGGACAUACAUGGAAUUUCUUCAUGUUGGCUUUGCAGCUCCCUGUUAAGAUCCUGAGACAAAAGCAACAGUGCAAGAAGGCAGAAAGGAGACCUGAAGAGGAUUCUGCCAGCCUAUGCCAGCAGUGAAUUUGGUGUGAAAUGUCUCUGCUUUGUUACCCUCCUAUUUCUGUGUUAAUGUUGUUUUAAUGUGCUGGUUAGUUGUUUGUCUUGAAGUAUAUUUUUUAAAUCUUCUAUGAAAGGUUUAUAAGAAAUGUUACAGUCACCUAAGGAGACUGGAGUUGGUCCAAAGAACAAAUAGAUGUUUAGACAAGCUUUUAUUAAUAAAUGUGUAUAUGCAUUGUACACAAAGCUUGAAAUAGGAAACUCUUUUUCAGUCUUACACACUUAUUCUAAGCCUGAAAAGUAUGCAUUGGAGUGCUUCCAAAAAUGUUGGCCACGAGAAGGAAAAUUUAUUGAUUGGAAAAAUGUAAAAGCAUUAAUCAAAUGAUGUACUUGGUUCUUGGAGCUUGGUUCUGCAGCUCCACUCUUCCAUUAACUUAUUAGGGUUCCAUGACAAUUCUUCACCAAAAAGCACUCUUGUGUUUGGUAAUGGCUCAAGGAAGCACUUGUAGAUGCUCUUGAUUAUAAACUGACAUAGAACAUGUUGCAGCAGGCUCCUGACUACAGAUUUGCUUUUAAUCAGACCGUGUGAUAAUAAAAAUCAUUUAAUGAAUAACACAAAGAAACCUUUUGAGCAUGAAGUGAGUUUCCUUAGGCAGGCUCUGGCAACCCACUGAGAAUAAAAACUUCUCCUUUCCGUGCAGUAUUUGGCCUGAUCUGCCUUCUUCACUUGAACAGAUGGUUUCAGCUUGGUAAGCAGCAUGGUGAGUCCCUCUCGGAUUGUCAAGGUGCAAGUGGCAUAAAGAUGCAGAUGUUGGUUCUUAUCGUAAGCAGAGAAAAACAGUACCUCAGUCAGUGUGGUGACUUGGUGAACGAUUCGCUUUCAUCCUGACCAGUAAGUGUGUACAACUGGAGAGGAGUUGUUUGUGUUAGUCACUUGGUGAUAGAGCUGCUUCUACUGCCAGUCGAAAUAUUUACACAGAAGCCUUGUGGAUGUUCAAAUGUGUGCAGUAUGUGAGAAGUGGUUAUUGUGCAUUUGUGGCACACACUUUAAAGCACUUUGCACUCAGAUUAUCUCAACACGAUCAGACUGUGCUGUCAGCUACCUUUUAAAUUUCAUUUUGGAAAUUUUGAGCGUGUCAUGCAAAGGCAGCAGUCAUCCAAAAUACCUUUGGGUGGAGUCCUUUAUUACAUGUGUUUUAUCUUCUAUUGUUGUUUCACUGAAGUUGCUGCAAGAUUUGAGAUCUUGGAUGUGUCUUUUUUUUUUUCUCCAAACUGCAUUGUAACUUUAUGGCUGAUGUGUUCAAACCCUGAGAAAGGUCCAAGAUGAGAAUGCAGAUACGGCCUUAACUGUAGUGGUGUGAACAUGCUGCUACUGUAUAGCAUGUAAUUAUAGACCGUCUUUAAAAUGUUGUUCAAUAGAGAAUAAAUAAGGUAUAUUUUAGAUACAACUUUAUUAACACUGUAACCUCUUCACUAAUUAAGCAUUGUAAGCUCUAUGCUGUUGAAACUGGCAAAUUGCUGUUAAAAGCAAAAUGUGCAUUAAAUACAACUAUAACCUUG